Molecule: messenger RNA, 2766 nt
Organism: Varroa destructor (honeybee mite)
Lineage: Eukaryota; Metazoa; Arthropoda; Arachnida; Mesostigmata; Varroidae
Gene: shrb
Product: charged multivesicular body protein shrub
Biological process (GO): late endosome to vacuole transport via multivesicular body sorting pathway; vesicle budding from membrane
Cellular component (GO): cytoplasmic side of plasma membrane; multivesicular body; ESCRT III complex
Source: RefSeq, a predicted model, not a curated record
GCACCAGACGGCACAUCGGAAAAGCACAGGGACGGCCCGUUUUUACCCUCGGCGACUCAGCCGUUGGCUCCUCACUCCAGGAACAUCGCCUUCGUUCCAUCGUUCUUUGAGUCAUUCAUUUAGAUUGCGUUUCUGCAACGAUUGACUGUUUCAAACAAUGAGUUAAUGGCUUUAUAGUAUCAACUAAGUGAGUAUAUGACGAGAACUGACAAUCGGCACAUUCAGGUGGUGUUGGAUCUUGUUUAUUCGUCGUCGCGUGGGUCGCAGCGAUCCAUCUAGUACGGGAAGAGGGUAUCCAAUGUGUGGUGGAAUCAGUUACUAAUCCGUGCGUAGCGACGUUCUAUAGACCAUCGCCAUAAUACUUAGUGUUGGCUAUUGACGUCCACUAGGAAGUCAUAGGGAGACAAAGCUGCGUCAUAUCGGUAAAAAAAAUUAGUCCUACUCGACGGAAGGUGUCUACUACUAAUCUGACGAGGCUUUGUAGGUAAGCAGAUCAACAAAUCUCUAGUGCACUUUUGCAGCGUCGAACUGUCACUCAGUUACGGAUUGUUUAUGUGUGUUAUCUUUGGAUGACUCUGAGAGAAGUUACUCUUGAUGUUUUGAGUCAGAAUGUUGGUGAAAUUCUGUACGGGAAUCAGUUUAAAACAACAUUGUACCGAACAACAUCCUUAGCAAAAUCUUUGGUGAUCUUCACAGUGGCCGAAUCGAUUGAUUCAUUUAGAGGCUGAACACAGCAGUAACAUUAUACAAGCAAUGAGGUCGAUAGUGAGCGCGUGAGGAUAUCCUGAUUAUUGUCAACGAUGUGACUUCACAUAGGAGCAAAGUUUCGCAUAGCAAAUGGCUGUUUCCUCUUUAAACGUCUUAUAUUUAGUGUAAGAUCUUUGCGUUGCCUUAUACGAAAAUGUCGCUGCUUGCGAGAUUCUUCGGAGGUGGUAAAUCGUCCGACGCCAAAUCCCUGUCACCCGCUGAGGCAAUCCAACGCCUUCGCGAUGUCGAGGAGAUGCUUGAAAAGAAACAGCAGUACCUCGAGACAAAAGUUACAGCAGAGCUUGAAAUCGCCAAGAAAAAUGGCAGUAAAAACAAACGAGUGGCUCUGGCGGCUCUCAAGCGAAAAAAACGCUUUGAAAACCAAUUGAAACAGAUUGACGGCACGUUGACGACGAUCGAGUUCCAGCGAGAAGCUCUUGAGAAUGCCAACACGAACACCUCGGUACUCCAGGUCAUGGGAGAUGCUGCCAAAGCACUGAAACGUGCACACGCUGACAUGGAUGUGGACAAAGUGCACGAGUUGAUGGACGACGUACAGGAGCAGCAGGAGAUAGCCAACGAGAUCUCGGAGGCCAUCUCAAACCCGGUUGGCUUUGGCACCGAUGUGGACGAGCAGGAGCUACUGGACGAACUGGACGCGCUUGAACAGGAAGACAUUGAAAAAGACCUACUCAAUAUCCAAACUCCGCCCGUGGCUAACGACCUUCCGUCAGUCCCAGUGCACACGCCCGCCGCUGCUGCCAAGACCAAGGAGAAGAAGCAAGAGGAUGACGAUUUGGCGGAACUCGCCCAAUGGGCGUCAUAGAUACAUAGGUGAUAGGAUAAAAAAAAUAAACAAAAAAUCCCACAACGUAAAGAAAGUAAAGUUAUCAAUGAAAAACGAAUCUAGCCUGCGAUUACUGGACAGCCUCUUCCUCAGCGUGUGUUAACCUGGCAAGUGUAGACUUUCGAAGGGGAAGUCUAAGGUCGAGUAUUUUAUGAGAUGCUUUUGAUCCACCUACACACAUACACACACGUACAAACAAAAUCAGAUGGGAGUCUCUGCUACUACGCUUUUUUCUUAUGAGAAACUACACGUGUAUCCAAAUACCAGAGUAGGAAUCGCCAGGGCUUGCAGUGCUUUGGCUAGUAUAAGGCAACACGUGAAACGAUCAGAAAAUGUAUGCUAUGCUGGAAAAUUUGUGGCCAAACGGCACCAACGUGCGUUGGCGAGCAAAAAAUAACAGAAGACGAUGACCAAUAGACAUGUAUCAAGUGCUUUUGAAAACCCAUCUAAGACCUUGUCGACAGACCUCCAAAAGAAUCGUAAAUCGAAAUCUCCUUGUCGCAUACACAUAGUUUCCAGCAUUUCUGAUAUGAAAAAAUUAAGAGCUUUCGGCCCUGGUUGCUGCCAUAGAAACAGACGUGAAUAUGAAGACACGCAAAAGCCAUGUGUGUCCAUAUCUAUAGUGUUCGGUCAUGGCGGGAGAAAAAUGCGAAAAAGCUGGAAGGCAAGGGUGUGAGCUAACAGCUGUCGAUAUGGAUGCGAUUGUUGAAUCUGUUAGGUAAUCUAUUAACAACAAUACAGCAACAACACGAACAAUAACAAUGCUGACAAAACAGUAAUAGAGAGCACGUGAAUAAUAAUUAAAUGUAUAAAGCUUUCAAAAUGUGUGAUGAUAUUUUGUUUGACUGCAUAACGGAUCGUUUUAAAUUCGUAAUUUAAUUACGAGAAGAUCAUUGAUACAGUAGAAUAGGGGAAUAUCUUCAAAAUUGUAUUCAAGAAAUUUUAAGCAUAUGAUUAGUUGAGGCUUUGAGUAAAUGCAUUCCAAUAUUCAUCAACAUUAUUUGACAGAAUUGGUAUCCGCCAGCGAGUCGAUAGACUGAUAUAGGUACCAUGAAUUACUGGUUCGUUAUUCUUUAAUAUAAAAGUGGUAUUAAUUUAUGCAGUACAUCGUAAUGAUAACGAUAGAAUAACUGUGGAGUUAUAUUAAUAAAGGAUGUCUUCGAUGAGCAGCA